Messenger RNA from Lachnellula hyalina, 501 nucleotides. RefSeq lists its product as uncharacterized. The transcript has 2 exons. NCBI's taxonomy places the organism in Eukaryota, Fungi, Ascomycota, Leotiomycetes, Helotiales, Lachnaceae. The coding region runs from base 1 to 501 and encodes 166 amino acids. The record is from RefSeq and is a predicted model, not a curated record.
AUGAGCAACAGCUACCUCCAACCCGCCUCCAAAUCCCCCUCACGCCUACACCGUCCACAACCUCAACGCACAUCAAUGUCUUCCGACUCAUCCACCUCAUCUUCCGCAUCCUUCUCCCACUACAACGAUUCCCCCGCCCCUCGCGUCGAAACCCUGCGCUGCUCACGAUGUGCCAAGUGUGUCGAGACUGUUGUUGGUACUGCCCGGGCAGGAAAUGGGGACUUGGCCUUGGGACGAGUGAGCACCGACGAUGCGAGUGUGCCAGGAUGGUGGGGUAUAAAUGAGGGUGCAGGAAGAAGACUUCAAAUACAUAACAACCGAUAUUACCACGACGGAAGCGAAUGGCGAGGAAUGGGAAGAUGGAACUACAAAACACACGACGAUCAUGAAAAGAUGACUACGAGCGCAUUCAGAGAUUCCUACACCAACAUCUCAGACGAUGGAAAGUCCAGCCCACCACCACCCUCAGAACUAUCCGUACUUGACCCCAACCAUGAUUGA